Messenger RNA from Aspergillus niger, 138 nucleotides. RefSeq lists its product as uncharacterized. NCBI's taxonomy places the organism in Eukaryota, Fungi, Ascomycota, Eurotiomycetes, Eurotiales, Aspergillaceae. The transcript is spliced from 3 exons. The record is from RefSeq and is a predicted model, not a curated record. Bases 1 to 138 code for a protein of 45 amino acids.
AUGUUGUCUCGUUUUGAUUCUGAUGCAAAUGGGCAGAUAACCCCUGGGCCACCCAACUAUCUAGGCUUCAGAAUCACACCUCCAAUUGAUAGUCCAUCUAGAAACUUCGAUCGGGUUCUGCUACCUGUAGAGAAGUAA